This is a messenger RNA of Aphis gossypii (cotton aphid), 1884 nucleotides long. RefSeq names its product phenoloxidase-activating factor 2-like. Gene Ontology annotation, biological process: proteolysis. The transcript has 7 exons. Gene Ontology annotation, molecular function: serine-type endopeptidase activity. The record is from RefSeq and is a predicted model, not a curated record. Lineage: Eukaryota; Metazoa; Arthropoda; Insecta; Hemiptera; Aphididae. The coding region runs from base 158 to 1738 and encodes 526 amino acids.
GGAUCGCUACGACGACGACGACGUCGUUCACGGACACAAAAGCGGUUUUUUUCUUCUCCGUCGAGGCGAUCGUAAUAAUAUCGUUGUCGGUGGGCAGGGCACCGGUGCAGCACCAGCGACGGCCGAUAAACACCGCGACCGGGCAGUGCAAGCGUGCAUGCGCGUCGCGACCGUCCACACGGUUUUCCCGUCCUUUUGGCCCUCGUUUUUCCCGACCGUUCGUCGUUUUUCCCGCCGCGCCGCCGUCUUCGGGUUCGUAAAUAAUAAUAUAACGAUAAUAAUUAUUAUUACUGUUGUUCUAUCGCCCUUCGUAGCCGCCAUGUCUUCGUCGUCGCCGCCGCACUGUCACCGCCGCCGCCGCCGUACGCCGCCCGUGCAGACGGCCGUCGCGGCGUUGGUAGCCGCCGUCCUGGCCAUCGCGGUCCGCUCGACGGUCGCCGCCCCGCAGUCCGACGGCGACGCCGUGAUCACGAUCGCCGGCAAUCAGUGCAAGUGCGUGCCGUUCUAUUUGUGCGAGUCGAGCAAUACCGUCUACGUACCCUCUGGAUCUACAGAAUUAGGUUGUAUAAGCGAUUUGGUAUGUUGCCGAGUACAAAGUGAUACACCAGUUACCGAAGAAUCGUUUCCAUCGUCAUCUGAAUUAUCUCAAAUUAGUUCAUCUACUCAAGAACCAUAUAUCGAGAAUAAUAAACCAUGUACAUGUGUAUCUAAAAAUCAAUGUUUACCAACAAAUGAUGGGCAAAAUAAUAAUAUAAGAAAAGGCAGUUGUAGUAGCAAUAAAGUUUGUUGCAUAAAUGAAUAUGUUAAUAUCAUAUCAUCAACUCAGGAAACACCUGUUAUUGAUGAACCCAACUAUAAUAAUGUUCGUAGUUGUGGUAUCGGUAAGUCACCAGAUUCCAUAAAUUCUGAGAGAAUAGGAACACGUAUUGUUAAUUCUGAAGAUUAUUCAAACACGUAUUUUGGCCAAUUUCCAUGGAUGGCUGCUAUUCUAAAAACAGACAUAAAUGAAGAGACUGAUGUAAAAACUGAAAAUGUUUUCCUGUGUGGUGGUUCAUUAGUACACCCACGAGUUAUUUUAACAGCGGCACACUGUGUCAGAGAUAAAAAUGUAAAAUUGAUGAAAGUACGAGUGGGCGUUUGGGAUACUCAAUCCAAUAAUAACGAAGAAGAAAAAGAAAUUUCGCACCAAGAUCGUGGUGUUUCAAAAAUAGUUUAUCAUCCAAAUCACAAUAAUGGAACUAUGUUCAACGAUGUUGCAUUAGUCGAACUAGAAUCUGAAAUUAAACUAUAUCCACAUAUUAACAUUAUAUGCAUUCCCAGCAAUGAAAAACAAUUAAACUACGACCCACAAUCGUGUAUAUCAACAGGAUGGGGUAAAAAUGGAUUCGAACAAGGUAGCCGAUAUCAAACGGUGUUAAAAAAAGUAGAGCUGUCCCUUGUGCCUAAUGACUUAUGCCAGCAGCAACUACGGAACACGCGCCUUGGAAACUUUUUCCGUUUACACGAUAGUUUUAUUUGUGCUGGUGGUUCAAAGGGAGUAGACGUGUGCAAAGGUGACGGAGGUGGACCGUUGAUAUGUGCAAUGAAAGGAUCACAAGAGAAGUCUAAAAAAUAUAUGCAAGUGGGUAUUGUGUCUUGGGGUAUUGGGUGCGGUGAUGAAAAUAUACCCGGUGUAUACUCAUCGGUAACGGCCAAUGCCCAAUGGAUCAACAAGGAGCUUAAAAUGAUUACACAAUGAAGACAUCAUUUUUUUCUCCAACUAUUGGCAUUUUAAUUUAUAUUUAUACUUUGACUGGGUGUUUAAUCGAAUUUGAGUCGAUUGAUUUUCUGAUAUAUUAUUAUUUGAGCAUAAAAUAUAUAUUUCAAUUUACGCCUUAAACAUAA